Messenger RNA from Engraulis encrasicolus (European anchovy), 9861 nucleotides. RefSeq names its product protein lava lamp (gene mpripa). Gene Ontology annotation, molecular function: actin filament binding. The transcript has 28 exons. Lineage: Eukaryota; Metazoa; Chordata; Actinopteri; Clupeiformes; Engraulidae. Bases 635 to 8194 code for a protein of 2519 amino acids. Gene Ontology annotation, cellular component: actin cytoskeleton. The record is from RefSeq and is a predicted model, not a curated record.
GCUCCCCGUUGAUUAUGUGUAUGAGUGUGUGUGGGAGAAGAGACGAGAGUGAGCACUUUAAUAGUUUGGAUUUAAUGCGGCGGCCUAUGACACGCCAGGGGCAUGGAAGCUGACGGAACUUGUUUGUAAGAAGUUGGACGCGGUCGAAUCUGCACACAAGUAUCGACGAAAACUCAUACAAGAAACUGACGCGGACUUUCUCCGCCAUAUGCCACCGUGAUACUACCGAGCUGGCGUAUUUGAAAAGUGCAAACCUGAAGGCGACCCUGGAUUUUCCUCUUAUCGUUCCAUUACUUUUCAUUCGUAAAUGAAGCACCGUUUUAGCCUAUGUGACACAUACGCAAAGCUUCGCUAAGUUGCACGAGACAGUAGGAUGCGCGUAAUUCCUGGAUGCUCGAGAAAUGUAAACGACAACGCACCAAGGUGCAUCUGAAGCAUCGUUCCAUUCCUUGUGGAUUUCGGAAUGCACCGGCUUCGUCUGUUUUUCUAUGCGCGCCCCUGACUACCGGCGCUGCUGUCCUCGCGGUGUUGACUGCAGCACGCGGAGGAGUCUCUGUUGAACGGCAGGAUUGCGCAGUUGAAUUUUUUGGUGAAGGGGGGAGAAAACGAAGCGUGGAUCAGCUGUCCCACUCCCAUGAUGUCCACCCGAGAGAGUGCCUGCCGGAAGUUCCAGGCCAACAUCUUUAACAAGAGCAAGUGCCAGAACUGCUUCAAGCCGCGAGAGGUCCAUCUCCUCAGCGAUGAAGACUUCAACCAGGCCAAACCUGUCUAUGGCGGAUGGCUGCUGUUGGCUCCUGAAGGGACGAACUUUGACAAUCCCAUGCACAGAUCCCGAAAAUGGCAGAGGCGGUUCUUUAUUCUCUACGAACACGGAUUGCUACGCUAUGCCCUGGAUGAGAUGCCCAGCACACUGGCCCAGGGCACCAUCAACAUGAACCAGUGUAGCGACGUGGUGGACGGGGAGAGCCGCACGGGACAGAAGUUCUCCCUCUGCAUCCUCACGCCAGACAAGGAGAGCUACAUACGCGCCGAGAGCAAGGACAUCAUCAACGGCUGGCAAGAAGCCCUCAUCGUGUAUCCUCGCACCAACAAGCAGAACCAGAAGAAGAAGCGAAAAGUGGAGCCUGCUACCCCCCAGGCUCCAGAUCUCCUGAACCGGGAGUUCUUCCAGGGGACCACGAACGGGUACCCAGAGCCUGGCCCAGCCAAGGUGGCGGUGACCAGCAGCAGUAGUGUGGGUGGCGUUGGCAGCACCCCCUGCCUGCCGAGCAGCAUAGCACAGGCGGAGCGCGUGCCUCCCAGCCGGGCGUCCCUGUGGCAGGAGGAGCGAUGGAGUCGCCAGACAGCGCCCACCAUCCCCACCAGCCGCAGUGCCAGCUGUCUGUCAGAAGACGCCACCUCUCUGGGCUCCGGCGGUCGUAAGGUGCGAGUGGAGAGCGGAUACUUCUCCCUGGAGAAACCCAAACCGGAUGCCCAGUCCCCCGAGCCCCCAGAGCCCCCCACCACGAUGCCCCCUCUGCAACCCCUCCCGCUCUCCUCCAGGUACCACACCUCCCCCGACCUCCGCAUCCUCACCUCCCCCACCUCCCCUCCUCCUCUUUCCUCCGCCUCCCUGGCCUCCCCCUCUUCCCUCCUCUCCUCCUCCCAGAGCUCGCUGGACUCCGAGCCCAGCUGGGAGGGGGUCAGUGUGGGGGGAGGAGGAGUGGUGGGCGGUGGGAGCAGCAGCAGCGGCGGGAAUGUUGGCGGCAGUAGCAGGAUGGGCAGGAGCGGCCGGGAUUAUGCCAACCUGGCGGACAUCCCCCGUGCCCGCAGGCUCAGCCUCCGCUCGGAGAAGAAGCGGCAGGAGCUGAGGGCCAGGACGCGCAGCCCCGGUAGGGAGGAGGUGGCCCGGCUCUUUGGACUCGAGCGCAGGCGUUCGCAGGUGAUUGAGCGCUUUGAGCCACAGGAGCUGCAGGCUGUGGAACACAUGGAGACCACCAGCUCCGCCCUAGAGCCGGCCCACCCGUCUCCCACGGCCAAUCAGAGGCAAGGACGCAGUGACCGGCGGAUGCUGACCCAGAAACAGGAUAUGUCGCUGGAUGCGGCCAGAGAUCGGCCCAUGGGUCCGGAUGUGUCCAGCCCCUCUGUGGCCAACCUGAGGCGAGCCAAGAGCCUCGACCGCAGGGUGACGGAAUCCUCCAUGACUCCAGACCUGUUGAACUUUAAAAAAGGAUGGAUGACCAAGCUGUAUGAGGAUGGACUGUGGAAGAAACACUGGUUUGUUCUAACCGAUCAGAGUCUGAGGUUCUACAGGGACUCUAUUGCAGAAGAGGCAGCAGACCUGGACGGGGAGAUUGACCUGUCCUCCUGCCAUGAUGUCACAGAGUACGCUGUGCAGAGGAACUACGGCUUCCAGAUUCAUAGUAGAGAGGGUGUGGUUACGCUCUCCGCCAUGACCUCUGGGAUACGGCGAAACUGGAUCCAGGCCAUCAUGAAGAACGCACGGCCCACUGUAGGCCCUGACGUCACUCGGAAAAACAUCUGUCUGAAGCUCUCUGUGCUCAAGCCCAGUAGUUCUCUGCCGGACGACAAGGUGAAGGUUCGGGUGGCCCCUGACGUGACCUCGCAGCCGACCCCCACCCCUGUUGUCAUCGCCUCCCACAGCACAGAGGUCAGAUGCCAUCAGCAGCAGCGGCAGCCUUGUGACCUCACCAGUACCCCCACCGCCUCGGGCGAACAACCGCAGCAGCGCAAGAGCCGCGUUCGCGACCGGCGGCGGGACGGGCGCUCCAAGACCUUCGACUGGUCCGAGUUCCAGCAGCAGCAGACGCCGCAAGAGAGGGAGGCGACGGGCAGAGUGUCGGAAGGCGGCGGUGAGGGGCGACCGCCGACGGUAGUCAGCUCCUCCUCCUCGACGUCCUCGUCCUCUUCCUCGUCCUCCUCUUCAUCGUCCACGCCGGCCUCUUCGCCCACCUCCUCCCCCCAGACCUCCUCUUCGCUCUGCGCUCCUCCGGCCGACCAGAAGUCCAGCUUUGAGCCUCACGUUGCGCAGAGUCGGGUCAGCACGCAGACCCACACAACGCCAUCCCCAGCCACAGCCCCAGCAGCAGUGUCGUCACCGCUCAGGGCGCAGGACGGGGAGCAAGAAUCUGGACAGAUGGAGGUGGACCACCACCACCACCAUGCCAGGGGCCCCAGCCGAGACUCGCCCAAGUCCCCCAGCGUCCAUGUGGAGAUCGAGCAGCGCUGGCACCAGGUGGAGACCACGCCCCUGCGGGAGGAGAAACAGGUACCCAUUUCCAACUCCUCUCCCGUCCCGGCCACGUCGCUGCCAGCCUCAACGCCACCCAGUGGAGAGAGGCUGCAACCGCAGGAGAGGGUCGUCUUGCUCGACAGAGAGCUGGGGCAGACCCAGAAGGAGCUGGCCAAGCUCCAGGAGCAGAACAUCCUCCUGCGAGAGCAGCUCCAGGACGCCCGGGGCAGGGAGCAGAGCGCACGAGAGGGCUACGUGCUUCAGAAUGCCACACCUCCACUGCUCACCGGCUCCUCGCCCACUCCCCCCGGAACUCAACGGAAGUCAUGGCAACAGCGGCACAAAACCAAUCAGAGCCUCCAAAGCGAACUGGAAUCGCAGCGACGGAAGCAGGAACUGGCAAGCCAGCAGGUGCAGUGCCUGAGGCGGAGCUACAGCGAGGCCCAGGACGUGCUCGGGCAGCACGAGGCGGAGAUCGAAGCCCUGCAGGCCAAGCUGACAGCGGCCAUGACUGAGAUCGUGGCCAGCGAGCAGGCGGUGGCCCGCAUGCGUAGCGAGCUGAAGCUGGAGCAGACCCGCUACCGAGAGCGAGAGGAGGAGUGCGGCCGCAGCGAGGAGGCGCUGAGGGUGCAGCUGCGCGAGAGCGAGGGUCGGCUCCAGGAGGUAGAGGCACACCUGCUGGAGAGGAACCAGGCACUCCGGCAGCUGGAGCAGCAGCAGGCCCUGCAGAGGGACCACCAGCGGGAGGUGGUGCGCCUGCAGGAGCGCCUCACGGAGGUCACCGGCCGCCUCAUCGCCACCGAGGAGGAACAGGCUUUGCGGGAGCAGAGGGAGAGGAAGGAGAGGCGCUCACUGGAGGAGAAUCAGGAGAGGGAGCGGCAGCUACUUGUGCGGAAGCUGGCGGAGAGCGAAGAGAGGAAGACCGAGGUGGAGGAGAGACUGCAGGAGGCCCAGCAGCAGGUGGAGGACCUGGUGAGGGGAGGACGGGGUUACAUGGGGGAGGCUGCGGAGGAGAUGCAGUGCCUUCAAGAGCAGCUGUCUGUGCAGAGGGACGUUGCUGAAUCGCUGCGGGAGAGUGUGCGGAUGCUGGAGGAGGAGCGAGAUCGGCUCACCUGUCGUUGCCAGGAGCUGCUGAACCAAAUAUCUGAGGCUGACCGAGAGGUGGGCAAACUCAAAGCCCGCCUCAAGACCGAAGAGACGGACUACUGCACCCUGGAGAGCUCUUACGAGAAAGUGUCUCAGGAGUUUCGGCACAUUAGCUGCAUCCUGAGAGAGAAGGAGGAGGAGGUGCGGCAGACCAAGGAGAUCUACCAGCGGCUGGUGGAACGGAAGGAGCGCGACCUGAAUGAGGCCCUCAUCAAGAUGGCUGCUCUCGGAAGCAGCCUGGAGGAAACUGAGCUCCGACUUCAGGAGAAGGAGCGGCAGCUUUUCCAGAAGAGGCAAGGAAGUGGGGUUGGGGAGGCGGAGCCCUGUCAGGCUGAAAAGGAGCUGCAGGCAAAGUUGGUGGUGGCGGAGGAUCGCAUCGCUGAGCUGGAGAGGCACCUGGAUGCCCUGAGACUUGGGUUCGCUGACCUGAGGAGAGAGCAGCGCCGCCGGCACUCCCAGGAGGACCUCCUUGACAUUACAGACCGGGAGGAGCAGGAUGAGUCAUUCUUGGCGUCGCCGUGUCUGACCCUGACCAGGUGCAGCUCGGAGACUGAUGCUUCUAUGGUCAAGCGUCAGAGGAUUCGUUUCUCCAGCAUCCAGUGUCAGCGGUAUCUCCCUCCCGAUGGACGGUCAGACCACUCGCCACAACCCAACACCUCCUCUGACUUGACUCAGCUGGACUCCUCGGACACAAUCGCCCAUUCAGAGACUGAGCACUCGGAAAUGAGCUUUGCUUCCACAGACAGGACCUUUCAGUGCGGCAGUAGCGAUCCAGAGAAGUUCAUUUCCAUUAUUCAAGGUCUGGAAGCCAAGCUUCUGGCUACUGAAGAGAAGCUCCGAGAACUCACGCAGAAGCUGAACGAGCAGCAGGAUCACUCGGAGCAGAAGGAGCAGCCGGAUGGACCCACCCUGUCCCCCUGGGCCUCUCCUGACCGACUCUCUGGCAGUUCCCAGCAUGAAGACCCAGACGGAAAGUCAGCCUCCAGUCCAGAGUCUGACUGCCGGGUCUCCUCAGUAGUGGCCAACACAGGUUACGAGAGAGCUCUGGCAUGCGUGGAGUCCUGCAGGGAGCGAGUCAAGAUGGUUCUCGGUACCCAGCAGCAACAGGGGUCUGUAGAAAUGCAGCUGAACAAUCUGUCGGAGAUUGAGGAGGAGCUGGUCAAGGCCACAACCUUCAUGAAAAAGGCCGCAAUGGCUUGGGAGGAAGCUCGUCCUGUUUCAAAGGUUAGCAGCAUGUGUGAUCUAUCUGAUGAGGCUGUAGUCCGGAGCUUUUCCUUAUCAUUAGCUUUAGAGGCUGAGGUUUUGGAGAAGAUGGCUUUCUCUCUGCAAAACUUAAACUCGGACCUUCUGCAUAGCCUUAAUGAGAUAAGUGCAGAACUGUACAAAAUCAAACAAAGUGAUCAGAGUUUAACAAUGACAUUGUAUGCCAACAUGCUGACCCAAAAGCUCAUGUCUGAGCUGGUCUUUUGGGCAGAAGUUGAAAAACUGGAGUCUCAGUCCUCUGAAGCUUCUCAGAGUCCGUCCCCAGGUAUAGAGUCCCUGGAGAGCUGCAGUUUAGAGCAACGUCUCAUUAACAGUGCCUGUGUCAAGUUUGAGUUAGCCUACUCACUGGAGAGCCUUAGAAGCUCCAACCAUAGUCGGCUGGAGGACCUUCAGGAAGUUGCUGCCCAUGCUGGCCAGGAGCUUCAGCAGAGAGCAAAGGCUGUGCGGGAGCUGGUCAGGUCCUCAGGUCUACAGUCUGCUAUGCAGAGCCAAGAACUGGGCAUCAGCGAGGAUCCCACCCUCUCUGACAUAACAUCUCCGGAACUGGCUUCUUACUUGGAGCAAAUUCAGAUGGAGGAAGCUCAGGAUGCUGCCGAAGAGAUUGUGGACAGGCACAUGGCCAUGGAGAUGACCUUAUCUGGCGAGGAUUCACUUGAGUCACCUCAGGAAGGUAGGGAAAGGCUUGCUGCCGAGCUGCAAAAGCAAGCGGCAAUCAUCCGCCAUCUCUGCCAAGAUAUGGAUGCACUUUGUAAGUCAGAGUCGGGCGGAAGGCUCCAUGAUCUUGCCGAGACUGUCCGUGCCUGCUGGGGUUGUGGAAGGAACAGCGAGGUAUCAGUGGGAGCAGUGUGUAUGCGCGAGGCCCUGCUCCAGGCUCAGGUUGCCUACACAGCCUGCAAGCUGCGAGGCGAACAUCAGAAGGAACUGGAGCUCUGCUGCCAGGCCGGUCGCAACAUGGAAGAACUUGUGAGGGAGCAUGCCCUCAACAUGACUGCCAUCCACGAACAGUACCACACCUCCUUGCAGGAGGAGCGCAGAACCUACACCCAGACCAUGGGCUCCUUGCAAGAGGAGAACCAGGCCUUGCGAGGGGAGGUGGCUCAGCGGCUGCAGGAGCUGCAGACCCAGCAGGAGCAGCUGGCUCAUCUGGAGCAGGAGUUCCACCACGAGACUGAGGCGCUCCGCAGGCAGCAGCAGGAGGAGCUGCUUCAGGAGGAGGCCGGGCGGGCCCAGAGGGAGAUGGUCCUGCUGGAGCGCACAGAGGAGAGCCAGAGGAAGCUGGAGUGCCUGUUGCAGGAGGUGGAGGGCUUGGAGGAGAGGCACGAGGAGCACGUGCGGAAACUGCAGCAGGAGUUCCAGAGCAAAAUCCAGCAGCUGGAGCAGCACCAUGAACAAGAGAUCCUGAGGCUUCAGGCACACUAUAGGCAGCAGAGUUACAAGGAGGAGGAAGAGAGCCAGGAGGCCGCCGCACCUGAGGAGGCUUGUCCUAUGGAAGAGGGGGAGGAGCCAGAGGAGAAUCUUAGCAGGGACUCCAUGACCGUCCUGAGGGGACGGGUCCUGGAACUGGAGUCGAAGAUGAACAGCAUGAGGGAUGAGCUGGAGGGCAAACAACUGGAAGGCGACGUCGCAGGGCUGAAGGAGAAAUACCAGCGUGACUUUGACAGCCUGAAGGCCACGUGUGAGCGUGGCUUUGCUGCGAUGGAGGAGACGCACCAGAAGGUGAUUGAGGACCUGCAGCGGCAGCACCAGCGGGAGGUCAGCAAGCUACUGGAGGAGCGCGAGAGGCUACUGGCCGAGGAAACCGCCGCCACCAUCUCCGCCAUUGAGGCGAUGAAGAAUGCCCACCGCGAGGAGCUGGAGAAGAGCCAGCGCGCCCAGCUGAGCGGCGUCAGUGAUGACAUCGAUGAGCUGCGCAUACAAUACGACGAGGAGCUGCAGUCCAUCCACCGGGAGCUGGAGGUGUUAUCGGAGCAGUACUCCCAGAAGUGCCUGGAGAACGCCCACCUGGCCCAGGCUCUGCAGGCGGAGAGGCAGGCCCUGCAGCAGUGCCAGAGGGAGAACCAGGAGCUCCAGACACACAACCAGGAGCUGAAUAACCGACUAGCUGAGGAGAUCACACGUAUGAGGUCAUGUUUCAGUGGAGAGAUGGCCACCUCUCCUCUCACACAGGGGAAGGACCUGUAUGAACUAGAGGUGCUGUUGCGCAUUAAAGAGUCUGAGAUACAGUACCUCAAACAGGAGAUCAGCUCUCUAAAGGACGAGCUACAGACCGCUUUACGGGACAAGAAGUAUGCAUCGGACAAGUACAAAGGCAUCUACACGGAGCUGAGCAUAGUGAAGGCCAAAGCCGAUUGUGACAUCGGCAAGCUCCGGGAGAAACUAUUGGCUGCCACAGAGGCCCUCGGGGAGCGUGCCGCUGAUGGCUCAGCCGUCGGCGCUGGCUACGAUAUUAUGAAAUCAAAGAGCACCCCCGAUUUCCUGAAGAACGAACGCUCUCGCCAGUCCAGAGGGGUUAGGUCCAAGUCGGUCAGUGAGGUGGAAGCGUGGGAGAGCUGACGCCCUCCUCUCAUAGCCUUAAAGAAGGGCUGACUGUACAGGAGAGAAUGAAGCUGUUUGAAUCAAAAGAUUCCAGGAAGAUCUGAUCCUGCAACUUGCAUACGGGCCUGUGCUGCGCUCUCACCUGUACUCAUGCACAGACAUACAGUAACAGUUAUCCACCCCCACACAGGCUUAUUAGCUCAAACAGUAUCUUAAGUAUGGACUCGCCCCCUGGAAGAUGGGACUACUUCAUCCUUUUUGUAUGCAUGAGCAUCUGAUCUUCUUCAACACUUUGUGCUGGCAUUCGAGGUAAAGGUGUGUGUGUGAGCGUGUGUGCGCGUGUGUGUGUGUUUAAAAUGUAUCUUACUUGUACGUAUGUCUCAUUAACAGAUUGAUUUAUUAAUUGGCUUGUUUUAUGUGUGCAUGUUUGAACGAGGGUGUGUGAGCGUGAGUGGACAGUGGUGUGUACGUGUUGGCAAGGCAUGGGGUGUUUGACGGAGGCAUUUUAACCCUUCAUUUGCCUUUGGCCCACUCCCUUGUCAACAGGUUUGUUUGAGAUAGGUGUGCCAUUUUAUUUAUCCUAUAUAAAGAAAUUAAAGAAGAUUUUAAAUAGUUUAUUUAUACAUAGAGAGAGAGAGAGACUAAUAGAAAUUCUACUGUCGUUAUAUCCUGCUCUCACAUUGUGACCAUGUGCUGGUUUUAAAAGUGAUAAAAAGUGCUUUUGUGUACAUGUGUAGGAGAGUUGUAAUUUUUUUGCCAAUGGUGUUUGUGUGCGUGCGUGUAUACAAAUGAGUGGUGUUGUUGUGUGUGACUGACAGGGUUGGCGCUCUCUGGUCUACUGGAACCGAAUGGACUCAUACAUAAUGUGAUUCAUUUGCAAAUUUGCUAUGUAUAAUUAUUAUUAUGAUGAUGAUUAUUAUUGUUAUUAUUAUGAAAAUGUUUGAUAAUUGUGGGCUUUUUUGUAUGGACUGUCUUUGUGAAUGGCUAAGAUGAUGCUGAGUUAUCAUAUUGUCCUCAGUUUUGUUACACCCAAACAAACCCCCCACCUCUCCUUACUCCUUCCCCCUUCCCCCUCUCAUGCUGGUCAGGCUGGCAGAGGGCAGUGCAACCUAACCUGACAUGCCCCCCCCUCCAGCGCAGCACCUCCCCCCAGUACAGUAUUCCCCAAUGUGUAGAUAAUAAGCUAGGUUUCGCUGUAAUGCUUUUGCAGAGAUGUGCGGGGAGAGGGAGGUGGGGGAGAGGAAGGUCUCCAUUCACUGACCCUGCGGUUGAACCCCAGGAUCCCUCUCCCUCCCUCCCUCCCACUCUCGCCAAUCAAGCUACGUCAAUAGCAUGAGGUUCACUGGCAUUUUGUGCUGGUUGUUUUUUUAGCAUAGUUCUGGCUCAGGGUGUUGCUUCUUUUAAUAUUUCCUGCUUCUCCGUCUUGGUUUAUAAGAGGAGGAGGGUGCAUUCAAACAUUCAAAUCUUUACGCUCAUCAUGGCUUCCACCAGCAUCAUCAUACUGUAACACUUCACAGCACUCUUUGCCUUGUAAAUAAGUGGCUCUUAAAAUGUACCCGAAAAACAAGGUUUUACUUUGUUUUCGUUCCAUGUCCUCUCCUUGCCUAUCUGCUCUUUUAUGUUUAUGGAUAUUUUUUAUUUUGGUUUUGAAUGUAAUAUGUCCUCAAUAAAUGAACUAUUUCUGA